AUGGUCAUAGUGUCUGACCGAGCCAAGGCCAUUGCUAGAGCAUGUGAGAUCGUGUUUCCUUGGGCACUAAAAGGAAUAUGUUACUAUCAUCUCCAAGGUAACAUAAUCAAGGAUUUCCAUGCAAAAGAGAUCAUGUAUAUGGUUAAGGGUGCAGCUUACGCUCAUACAGUUCCUGAGUAUAACCGCUACAUGGACCUCAUUCGAGCUGCAAAACCUGAAUACAACAUAAAGACGAGUAACAUCGCCGAAUCAAUUAACUCGGAUGUUAAGAAGGCAAAAGGAUAUCCCAUUCCAAAGCUUUUGGAAUUUAUAAGGGAGAAGCUUGGGAGAUGGUUUACCAAGAGGUGUGAGGAUGCUGUGAGUCUCACAACUACCCACAGCAGAGGAGUUGAGUACAUUUUAGCUGUGCGUUCAGACUAUGCGGCAAGUAUGACCGCUGAACGCAUAGACACUUGGUGUUAUCACGUAAAGGGAGGAAAACGUGAUUGCAAUGUCGACUUGUUCCGCAGAACGUGCUCUUGUGGGGUGUAUGAUGUUGAGAAAAUUCCUUGUACUCAUGUCAUUGCAGCCGCAACCGCAACAAACGUACUAAUGUCCCAUUACGUGUGCGAUUGUCAUUCUAAACUUUGCUUGUAUUCAACCUAUGCACAUCCGAUCUAUCCUAAGGCGGGAUCUGACUCACACGUAAAGAAACAACCGUGUUUGAUUCCAGUUGAAAAGGUCCCUCCUGGCAGGAAGAAGAAGUCGAGGUGGCUAACUUGGCUAGAAAUGUCGAGGAAGAAAAAUAAUAAACCGAGGAAGAUGCACAAGAAGUACAGCUGCUCUAAGUGUGGGGAACCAGGACAUACUCGCCCAAAAUGCGUCGCAGAAGACUGA
This is a messenger RNA of Microthlaspi erraticum, 876 nucleotides long. The record is from the annotation of a GenBank genome assembly. NCBI's taxonomy places the organism in Eukaryota, Viridiplantae, Streptophyta, Magnoliopsida, Brassicales, Brassicaceae.